Trichogramma pretiosum is the source of this 300-nucleotide messenger RNA. RefSeq lists its product as uncharacterized. Lineage: Eukaryota; Metazoa; Arthropoda; Insecta; Hymenoptera; Trichogrammatidae. The transcript is spliced from 2 exons. The coding region runs from base 18 to 206 and encodes 62 amino acids. The record is from RefSeq and is a predicted model, not a curated record. Gene Ontology annotation, biological process: mitochondrial respiratory chain complex III assembly.
UUUCAUUCGACAACACGAUGCCUGCUGGUUUGUCUUGGCCAAGAUACAUCUCGAUCUUCGCAGCCUCGAUACUGACCAGUUUCGCUGGAGCCCAGUGUGUACAUAUGUAUUAUAAGCCACUCGAUGAUCUCGAGCAGCUCGUUCAGCAGGAACUCGAGAGGAGAAGAAGAGCCAGAGAAGAAUCCAAAUCGUCAGCUAGUAUCUAGUCAAAAAGCCAAAAAGCGGGGAUGUCAAAGAAAGUAGUGUCUUUGCUCUAUGCCAAAGAGAAUCAUCUUUCUGACUGAUGACGCUCAAGGUGGU